CACCGUUCUCGAUUGCCCACCGUUCUCGAUUGCCCACCGUUGCCAAUUAGACUGUCGAUCUGAUGGAGAUCGAUUCUCCAACUAUGCAACAAGAAGCACCUCCCGCCCCUACUGCACCCGUUCGACAAGCUAUUACUCAAGUCCCUGGUCAACAAGCCCCUCCGGCCGGCCCCGCGCCCGUUCAUCAGCCAGCAGCUCGUCAGCCAGCAGCUCAUCAGCCAGCAGCUCAUCAGCCAGCAGCUCAUCAGCCAGCAGCUCAUCAGCCAGCAGCUCGUCAGCCAGCAGCUCAUCAGCCAGCAGCUCGUCAGCCAGCAGCCAAACGUCUGAACGCGCAUGACUUGAAGUCGAAGGUAGCCGGGGACCUGGCUUGUCCAAGGAAGGUCUUCAGGGCCUUGCCAGAAGUCUUUUGGCACAUUGGAAUGGACUCGCUCGUCGCCCUUGCCCCGGAGGAUCUCAUCAAGGUCAAGGGGGUCAAGAACUGGUUGGGCGACACCCCUCGAAGGGUGACAGUGGGGAUGGCAGAUGGCUGGCGUUUCUCGUCGAUUUGGGACAUGCGUUCUCUCCUGGAGAAGGUUCCCUACUCCCUCGUCUUGAUCAGCGUGAUCGUUCAUAGGCUUCCCGAGUCCGGUUGGCCGAGGGGAGCCUCAGCCAAUCGGGAUACAAUCGAGCUCCCUCCCGAUCUGACGUCGAUCCAUGCUGCUGUGUGCGCUGAACUGCACGAAUUGGGAGAUGUUCCGCAGGACAUGCCAGAUGACGACCCCCUCAAGGACGCACCUUUCCUUGCCCCCAGUAGUUGUCAUGGCGCUCAUGGCGCUCUGGUCAGCCAAUAUGCGUCCGAUGCGAUCAGGCGAUACUGGUCCGAGGACUCGUGAUCAUUUCGGACACGCCUCCGCCAGGGAGAACAAUCGCAAACCAUCACCCUUCAAACGCUUUAACGGUCAAGCAGAGAAACACUCA
This is a messenger RNA of Filobasidium floriforme, 957 nucleotides long. RefSeq lists its product as uncharacterized. NCBI's taxonomy places the organism in Eukaryota, Fungi, Basidiomycota, Tremellomycetes, Filobasidiales, Filobasidiaceae. The record is from RefSeq and is a predicted model, not a curated record. The coding region runs from base 63 to 872 and encodes 269 amino acids. The transcript is spliced from 4 exons.